CUGGUUUCAGGUUAUGGGUUCAGCACAAAGUACCCCUAACCCACAAGCGUCACAAUUGAAUGCUGAAGCGCCCAUCACAGUUUGGUGGGACGUCGAAAAUUGCUUGCCACCUUCUGAGAUUGAUGUUCAUAGUAUCGGUUGGCGCAUAAGGAGAUCGCUGAGAAACUUAGGCUACCAAGGUGCCGUGGAAAUCAUAGGCGUUAUCGCAAAUGACACUAAGCUUCCUGAGAAGGUGCUGGCUAGACUAAAACUACCAACCAGCGGAGUGCAUAUUCACGAUUGUGAGAACGAGACCGGAGAGAAACAAGUGAGUGAUGCUGAGAUCAAGGCAAGAAUGGGCGCUUGGAGAGACUUGAAUAUACAUCCUCGCAAUGCCAUGAUUAUCUCUGGAGAUGGUGAUUUCCUGGAUUCAUCUCAGAGUCUCCGUGAUAAUGGUUAUAACCUGAAGUUGGCUUAUCGCCCAGGAGCUACGGCAGAAGAAGUGCUCGAGUCUGCACCACCCACUAACUGGACAUGGAGAAAGUUGCUUGGGCUGAGAGAUAAGCCAUUAAAGAAAAAGAAACCUCGAUCUCCUCCCCCAACAUCUCCAGAUCGCGAAAGAUCUCCAUCUCCAGAAGCCAAAAGAUUCAAAGGGAAUCGGUUCGCUGUUCUUCUCGGCUGCAAGUAAUUAAGGGGAGCUAAGUAAUCGUGUUUAGGGGUUUUUAUGUAAUAAAUUUCGAAUUUCUGGCUGUGUUAAUUUCCUAAAUGGGCUUGACCCAAAAACUUAUGGUUUGGGCUAUGUUGGGCCUGUAUUUAAUG
This is a messenger RNA of Camelina sativa (false flax), 798 nucleotides long. RefSeq lists its product as uncharacterized. The record is from RefSeq and is a predicted model, not a curated record. Gene Ontology annotation, biological process: regulation of gene expression. Gene Ontology annotation, molecular function: RNA nuclease activity. Gene Ontology annotation, cellular component: peroxisome. NCBI's taxonomy places the organism in Eukaryota, Viridiplantae, Streptophyta, Magnoliopsida, Brassicales, Brassicaceae.